Messenger RNA from Drosophila subpulchrella, 2165 nucleotides. RefSeq names its product solute carrier family 22 member 13. Gene Ontology annotation, molecular function: transmembrane transporter activity. The transcript is spliced from 4 exons. Gene Ontology annotation, cellular component: membrane. Bases 74 to 1735 code for a protein of 553 amino acids. NCBI's taxonomy places the organism in Eukaryota, Metazoa, Arthropoda, Insecta, Diptera, Drosophilidae. Gene Ontology annotation, biological process: transmembrane transport. The record is from RefSeq and is a predicted model, not a curated record.
GAGAGCGGACCGCCUAAGUCAGAUACUUUUUUUUGGGGUGUCGUGCCGUCGAAGUGCAUCUCCAUCUUCGGCCAUGGCCAUGGACUUUGAGGAGAUACUGGGCAAGUGCGGGGAUGGCCAUCGCUACCAGUACAUGCUGUUGGCCCUCUACGGGCUGCUCAUGUUCAUCGUUUCCCGCCAGUACUUCGCCCAGAGCGUCAUCAGCUUUGUGCCCGAUCACUGGUGCUAUCACGAACAUCUGGAGAAUCGAAGCUAUGCCGAUAUGGCUGCAAUAUACGCCCCAUUCCAGAGACCUUCGUGCACGCGACUCGCUUGGAUCAACGAGGAUGGGAGUAAUGCCACUGCCAGCAAUGAGCCCUGUAAUCGAUGGAUCUAUAAAUAUGAUUAUGGUUUCCGAAGCAUGAAUGCCGAUCUGAAUUGGGUUUGCGAUGAGGCAUACAAGGCGCGAGUGGGUCAGUCUCUGUUCUUUGUGGGCUCCAUGUGUGGCACUUUGCUUUUUGGUCUACUUGGCGACAGGAUUGGAAGGAUCAGGGCUGUGGUCCUGGCCAACUGGUGCGGCUUCCUGGGCGAUUCGGCCACCAUUUUCACCCAGAGCCUGGUCACGUUCUCAGCCAGCCGGUUCGUAUCUGGCCUGGCUGCUGAGGCCAACGCCUACCUGAUGUAUAUUCUGGUGCUGGAGUACGUCUCACCGACGAUGAGAAGUGUGGGCCUCAACCUGACGAUGUGUGUGUGGUACUGUCUGGGCAUGAUUAGUGCGUCUUGGCAGGCCGUCUGGCUGGGCGAAUGGCGCUCCUUCAUGGCCUGGUCAGCCAUGCCUCAGCUGCUGGUCACCGGCUUCUAUUUUGUGGUCCAGGAGAGCGCCCAGUGGCUGGUCACGCGCCACGACAUCGGGGGCGCCGAGUUGCGCCUGCGCCGGGUGGCCAAGUUCAAUCGGCGCGAGGUCAGCGAGGCGGACUUCGAGCUGUUCCGGCAGCACUGCAAGACCAAGGAGUCGAAGGCCAGCAGCCAGUUCUCCAUGCAGAAGCAGGCACGUCUCAUCGACGCCCUCAAGCUGCCACGCCUGCGCCUCAGACUAAUCUACGUGCUGGUUGUCUUCUCGAUAGUGACGCUCUGCUACAAUACGAUGUCUCGCAAUGUGGAAGGCCUGACCAUAUCGCCAUUUGUGAUGUUCACUCUUUUCGCCCUGACUUUGCCACCUUCGGGCAUCUUCCAGACCCAUGUCCAGAAGAACUUCGGACGCAAGUUUACCUCGGUGACCAGUAUGACAGCCACUGGAGUGAUGACAGCGGCCACAGGGAUAUUGCUAACCUUCUGGACACAACCGAAUGAGACGGUGAUGGUGUGCCUCCUGCUGGUGUCCCGAUUCGGGAUCUCUGUGAUCACGGGGUCCACCAUGCAGAUAUCCGCCGAGCUUAUGCCCACCUGCGUGCGAUCCAGUGGCCUGGCGGUGAUCCACGUCACGGGAGCAGCCUUCUCCUUCCUCUCGCCCUACAUACUCCACCUGGACACCUAUUUUCGAGCAGCAUCCUCCAUUAUUCUCUGUAUGCUCCUCCUGCUGUGUGCCUGGAUUUGCCUGCUCCUGCCGGAGACGAGAAACAAAAAGCUGCCCAUGUCCCUGGCGGAGGGCGAGGAGUUCGGCAAGGGUGAGCGGAUGUUCGACUUUCUGAGGAACCUAGAAAAGGAAGAUCAUCAGGAUCUCAGCGCUGGCACCAAUGAGAAACUUAUGGCGGAAUAAAUGUACUUACUAAGUAGGUGUUGCCUUUGGAGCUUAUCAGAUAUGCUACGUUUUGAAGUACAGCUCCGAACUAUGUUUUUGAAAAAUGCAUUUACUUACAUUUGUUAAAAUCUUUUUUAAGUAAAGUUUUGAGCUGAACAUGCCUGUAAAAGCUUAAAAUAUUAUUAAGAAUUUAUUAUUUUUGUUAGCACUUACUUUAAAAAUCUUAAAACUAAUGGUUAGAAAAAACUUAAGACUUAAAUAUGUGCACUGAACAGUUAAGAUCUUCUCUAUCUAAAGGGCUCUAUGAGCCUAUAUAAUAAAAGAAAAACUGUAGACUGUUUAUAACAAAAUGAUGGGCCUAAAGAAGUGGAAUGUAUAAAGUACAAGAUAAUAAUACUUAUAGCUGACAAUAAGAAUGGCAAGAAAGACUGUGGUUAUAACUAUUAAU